Messenger RNA from Lingula anatina, 3763 nucleotides. RefSeq names its product disks large homolog 1. Gene Ontology annotation, biological process: receptor localization to synapse; cell-cell adhesion; regulation of postsynaptic membrane neurotransmitter receptor levels. The record is from RefSeq and is a predicted model, not a curated record. Gene Ontology annotation, molecular function: protein kinase binding. Lineage: Eukaryota; Metazoa; Brachiopoda; Lingulata; Lingulida; Lingulidae. Gene Ontology annotation, cellular component: basolateral plasma membrane; neuron projection; neuromuscular junction.
AGGUUGGAGAUAGGCUCAUUGCAGUGAAUGACGUCAACCUUGAGAAUGUAACGCAUGAGGAUGCUGUUGCUGCAUUAAAAGCCACACAGGAGAGAGUGGUGCUGACAGUUGGCAAACCAACCUAUCUCCAGAACACUGACUUUACAGACAUGAGUCACUCCCCACAGUCAUCUCCAACACCUGACACAGUCCAAAUUGUUCAGAAGCCUCCCCCUUCACCCAAGCAACAGCCGCCGCCUGCCGUCACAGUGACCAGUAACUCCAUGCAGCAGAUGACCAGUACACCCAAACCAACGCCACAAGUAGUGGACGAAGAUAUACCAAGAGAGCCGAGGAAGGUGACCCUAAAGAAAGGAUCGUCUGGCCUGGGUUUCAACAUCGUGGGCGGAGAAGAUGGCGAGGGGAUCUACGUGUCGUUCAUCCUGGCGGGAGGACCUGCAGACCUCAGCGGAGAGCUCAAGAGAGGCGACCAGCUCAUUUCUGUUAAUGGUGUUGACUUGAGGGACGCCACACAUGAGCAGGCAGCAGCCGCACUAAAGCAUGCUGGGGACACAGUGGAAAUUGUCGCACAGUAUAAACCGGAAGAUUAUAACAGAUUUGAGGCCAAAAUUCAUGAAAUUCGUGAGCAGAUGUUGAACACAAGUCAGAGCAGUUUAAAAACUACACAAAAGAGGACACUCUAUGUGAGGGCCCUCUUUGAUUACGACCCUUCUAAGGACAGUGGUCUGCCGCGGGAGGGUCUGGAGUUCAGGUAUGGAGACAUUCUCCACGUCACCAAUGCCAGCGAUGACGAGUGGUGGCAGGCCAAGAGGAUCCUGCCAGACGGGAAGGAGGAAGGACUGGGCAUCAUACCCAGCAGGAGAAGAGUUGAGAGGAAAGAGAGAGCCAAGGUGAAGAGGGUGGACUUCAAGGGAAAGGGAGUGGACUCCAAGGCUGUUGGUGGCACAGCAGCAGACAAACAGAAGAAGAAGAAUUUCUCCUUUACCAAGAAGUUCCCAUUCAUGAAGAGCAAAGACAAGAGUGGCACAAGUAUGGAAGAUGUCACUGUGGAUGAACAAACGGAGGGUGAUAAUGAUUCCAACAGAGGGGAUGAACCAGUGCUCACCUAUGAACCAGUGAUACAGCAAGAAUUGAAGGUGACACGCCCUAUCAUUUUACUGGGCCCGCUGAAGGACAGAAUUAAUGACGACCUGAUAUCAGAGUACCCGGACAAGUUUGGCAGCUGUGUACCUCACACGACACGUCCGCGCAGAGACUACGAGGUGGACGGGCGUGACUACCACUUCGUGGACUCUCGAGAGCAGAUGGAGAAGGACAUUCAGGACCACCUGUUCAUCGAAGCGGGGCAGUACAACGAGCAUCUGUACGGCACCAGUGUUGCCUCAGUCAGGGAGGUCGCAGAAAAGGGCAAGCAUUGUAUAUUAGAUGUCAGUGGAAAUGCUAUUAAGAGACUUCAGGUUGCUCAACUCUACCCUAUAGCCAUCUUUAUUAAACCAAGAAGUGCAGAAUCUAUAAUGGAGUGGAACAAGAGAAUGACAGAAGAGCAGGCCAAGAAAAGUUUUGAAAAAGCAUUGAGAUUAGAGCAAGAGUUUGGAGAGUACUUCACAGCUGUGGUCAGCGGGGACACGCCAGAUGACAUCUAUGCAAAGGUCAAGGAGGUCAUUCGCGACCAGUCGGGGCCCAUGAUCUGGGUGCCAUCAAAAGAAAAGUUAUGAUGCGGAGAUUGGAGAGCGAUGCAUUAGACACUUUUAAAGCCAUUAUGUAGUCAUCAGGAUGGAGGGAAGGAUGAAGGGAAGAAAGGACAGAUUGAGAAGCACUGGACAGUGAUAAAUAAAGAGCACGCUUGAGAAGGGGUGUAAAGGUGUAAAGAAUUUAAUGAAAAUUUUAUGGCCAAUCAGGGUGGACAUGAUAAUUUGCGUACUGUGGAAUCAUGGGAAGAGGAAAUUGUGGUGAAUAGCUGCGCGCUGUAGAAUAUACAAUUGUAGUGGCAAAGGUAGAGGACAAGCUACAUGUAUGAUCCAAUAGCAGAAGAGGGUACAGAAAUAAUUUCUUCCAGGAUGAAAAGUGAUAGCUUAUUCUUCCCAAUAAUUUAAGACUAAACAGUUGUGUAUGGUAAUAUGAAGUGUACAGUUUUAUCAUAACUGUAUUAAGUAUCAAGUUAACUAAUCUUAUGGCUCUUGUAGACCCAAUUGUAAAGUUUUCUGUGUUAUAUGAUUCCACAAGUAAGGAGAGAGAAAGGCGAAUUAGAUAGCUUGCUUUACGUGGGGCAGGGAAUAUAGAUUUGAUAGAGAACAUAGUCUUGUAUCUUAUAAAUAACUGAUGAAAGAAAAUGUACAUAGGAGAUUGAAUUGAAUUUCCAUAGCAACUGGAUUAAUCGCCAUAGAAACCAUUGUACAGUUGCUAGGCAGUUUUACAUGGUAUUAAAAGGUUCAUCUCAAGGAAAAAGAAAGUAGUCUGGUAGAUGUAAACAAGAUAAGUUAUGGUAGGCUUCAGAGUAAGGUUUUUGAAGUAUUUCUGUAAGAAUUGAUGUUAAGAGGAACUAAGUCUUUAUUAUUUUGUAUUUGCUUAUUCAUUUUUUCUGCCUUUUUAAUGAAUAGCACACCAAUGUUUUCUUAUUAUUUCCUUCAAGUGAUUUAUGAAAGUUGCUGUUUCGUGUGUGAGCUGUGACAAUGAACAGUUCCAGUCUUGUCAACAUUGUGUUGUGUCACCUGGUAAAGAAACCUGUUCGUGAAGAUUCAUUUCCCUCAUAGCUUGAGAUUAGAAGGUGAAUUAAGAAAUAUAAGAUUGUCAUACACGCUACAAGUACCCCAUUGGUUCAUAUUGUCAAUUUAAUAUUUGAUGUGGAUGGAUUCUGUUUGAUGAAAUGUGUUCAAGGUAAACCAGUACUGCUGCCAUUUUGAAUACCAGUUGGACUCUUAUUUCAUUGUGGCACUUCUCAUUACACGUGCCAGCUCUUAUGCUAGUUUGCCAAUAUAGAGGUAAUAUUUGAUGUGCCGGAUAUGUGUAAGUCACAAGGUGAAAGCUAUUGUUUUGACUAAAUAAAUGCUGCUUUACUAAGAAAAGGCUCUUCUGUAUUGCAAUGUGAAAGGUCCAGUCAUGCCAUGGAAACCUUGCUAGAAUGUAUUUUUGGUUUUGACAACACACUUGAAUUACUUCGGUAAAAUAACAGCCAGUUAGAUAUUAUUCUACCAGUAUUGUGGGAAUUGGACAACUAAUGGGGAAACUGUAGGUAAUAGAAAAUAAGGCUUUGGAUUAUUCUUCUCUAUUAUUAAUUUCGAUGAAAUUUUGACAUUUCUGGUCUGUUGAUUGAAAAGUUUUCUUAAAGAAAACCAUGUACAUGUUACUUGUUUGUCGUAUAAGUUAUCUAGCAUAAUCAAAACGUGCCGUAGCUUUAUUUCCAGAUGAAAGUUGGGGAAAACGGUUGUCUUAAGUGUUCAAGUGCUUGCUUAUUUGAUUAGUUGUUAAUACAGUAGCUCAACCAAUUAGUGGAAGCGUUACUAACUUCCAGGGCAAUUAGUGUUGCAUAUUGGGAAAAUUCAGAUGUGACUACAUAUCUCAUUGGUUGAUUUACAGCAUCCAUUUGGGAUCCAUGGUAACAGUGUGUGUAUUACAUUAACAUUAUUAAAGACACUGAGAAUAAUACGUAAAAUUUAUACAAUUAAUAUGUAUAUCGAUAUGAAAAUAUUCACUUGGAGAAAUGUAUGACAUAGCCAAUGACAGUCCAAGAGAUGUAAAAUAAACUUAUCUUUAGUUUUAUCCAAUA